UCUGUCGACAGUCGGAGUCUUUAUAAAAGAACGAUGAGAGCUAGUUACGAAGCGGUAACAGUUUCAAGACAGUAUUUCAGAUUAAACUUAUACAUAUUUCUGUAAAAUUGAAAAAUAUUGUAAAAUGUGUGCCCGCGUAUUAAUCUGCGUAAUUAUGAUCGCGCUCUUUGCGAUCAACCAAACGAAUGCUGCGUUGACGAUGGAACAAAUUCAUAAGACGGCGAUGACUAUGCGAAACUCUUGUGUAACUAAAAGCCACGCAGAUCCCGGAGCUGUUGAAGGAAUACAAACAGGUCAAUUUCCAGAUGACAAUCAACCAUUAAAAUGUUACACACUUUGUAUAAUGAAAUCGAUGCGAACUUGGAAGAAUGGACGCAUAGAUGAAGGCAUGAUGCUUAAACAGAUGGAUAUAAUGAUGCCUGCCGAAAUGGCAACGCCUCUGAAAGCAGUUACAACUGCGUGCGCUGCACGUCCCCCUGCCAGCGAUGAUUGCGAAACGACUUAUCAGUUUGUGAAGUGCUGCUAUGAAACAGAUAAGGAACACUUCUUCUUUCCUUAAUCGAAAUUGGAUGCAAAUAAUUUUGGAAAAAUAACGUGAUUACAUAAAAGAAAAAAGUGUGAUGAUUUUUAGCGAUAAGUAAACAUAAAAAUUGCAAAAAAUAUACAAUAUAAAAAAUUACAAGAUUUAUGUAAUCAUAUAUGAACAAAUAGAUUACAUAAAUAUAGGGACAAGGCGUAAGAUUGAAAUUGUAUCUUAAAAAAAGAUUAUGCAAUAUUAUAUAUAUAUGUUUAUGCGUUAUUAUAAUUAACAACUAGUUUAUCUUAAUUAACGUAAUGUAAAGUAGCUGUUAAAAUUGGUUAAAGCGCUUUAAAAAGGAUAUAAAUAGUUGCACGAUAUUAACAUAUUUUUGUUUAAAAUUAUAAUUUUAGAAACAAAUAUUUCUUUAAAAAUACAUGCAAUUUUCAGAAA
Molecule: messenger RNA, 970 nt
Organism: Cataglyphis hispanica
Lineage: Eukaryota; Metazoa; Arthropoda; Insecta; Hymenoptera; Formicidae
Gene: Obp5
Product: general odorant-binding protein 19a-like
Exons: 5
Coding region: 125-559 (144 amino acids)
Biological process (GO): olfactory behavior; sensory perception of smell
Cellular component (GO): extracellular region
Molecular function (GO): dibutyl phthalate binding; odorant binding
Source: RefSeq, a predicted model, not a curated record